CUUCCGAAUUUCAUUUCUGUCCAUUGAAUCUUGUCCUUUAUUUCAUUUAUUUUCCCUUAUACCAAAUAGUUAGUUGAUUAAAUCUAUUAUCAUGGCAAGCACACCUAGCAUUCCAUCUCACAUGAAAGCUUGGACCUACUCUGAAUAUGGUAACAUUGAAGACAUUCUCAAGUUUGAUCCUAAUGUCCCUGUACCAGAACUCAAUGAUGAUCAGGUUCUCAUUAAGGUUGUGGCUGCAGCUCUUAACCCUGUUGAUUAUAAGAGGGCCCUUGGAAAUUUCAAGAACUCCGACUCUCCUUUGCCGACUUCCCCUGGCUAUGACGUUGCGGGUGUGGUAGUGAAAGUGGGAAGCAAAGUGAAGAAGUUCAAAGUUGGAGAUGAAGUGUAUGGCGACAUCAAUGAGAAUGCAUUGAAGAACCCAAAGGCCAUAGGGUCACUAGCAGAGUAUACUGCAGCUGAAGAGAAAGUGUUGGCUCACAAACCCUUCAAUUUGACCUUUGUUGAAGCCUCUAGCCUCCCUUUGGCAAUCAUCACUGCCUACCAAGGACUUGAAAGAGCUUCUCUUUCUUCCCAAAAAUCUAUCCUUGUUCUUGGAGGUGCUGGUGGAGUUGGAACUCAUGUUGUUCAGCUUAGCAAGCAUGUGUUUGGAGCAUCAAAGAUAGCAGCCACAGCCAGCAGUGGCAAAUUGGAACUGUUGAGAAAUUUGGGAGCAGACUUGCUUAUUGACUAUACCAAGGUCAAUUUUGAAGAUCUUCCAGAAAAGUUUGAUGUAGUGUUCGAUGCAGUUGGUCAAAAUGAGAGGGCAUUGAAAGCUAUCAAAGAAGGGGGUAAAGUUGUGACAAUAGUAGAACCUGAAAUUCCUCCUGCUAUUUGGUACUUACUCAAUUCAGAAGGUGUUGUGUUGGAGAAAUUAAAACCUUACUUGGAGAGUGGGAAGAUCAAGCCAAUAGUGGAUCCUAAAAGUCCUUUUCCAUUUUCUAAUGUCGUUGAAGCAUUUGCCUACUUGAAGACUCAUAGAGCCACCGGCAAAAUAGUCAUACACCCCAUCCCAUGAACAUAAAUUGAUUAUUUAUAUAUUAAGAUAUCCAUGUCUCUGUGUUCUUAGUUAGUUUCCGUUGUUUUGUUGUGGCUAUAUAAUAAAAAGGAAAAGAGUGUGGGUUCCUGAAGCUCCUUUUACUAA
Molecule: messenger RNA, 1180 nt
Organism: Arachis duranensis
Lineage: Eukaryota; Viridiplantae; Streptophyta; Magnoliopsida; Fabales; Fabaceae
Product: 2-methylene-furan-3-one reductase-like
Exons: 4
Coding region: 92-1054 (320 amino acids)
Molecular function (GO): oxidoreductase activity, acting on the CH-CH group of donors, NAD or NADP as acceptor
Source: RefSeq, a predicted model, not a curated record